Messenger RNA from Epinephelus moara (kelp grouper), 2025 nucleotides. Its product is annotated as xaa-Arg dipeptidase-like. NCBI's taxonomy places the organism in Eukaryota, Metazoa, Chordata, Actinopteri, Perciformes, Serranidae. The annotation marks the transcript as partial. Gene Ontology annotation, molecular function: dipeptidase activity. The record is from RefSeq and is a predicted model, not a curated record. The transcript has 7 exons.
CGGGGCGACGUGGUCAACGUGGGUUUCCUGUGUGAGUACGACGCCCUACCUGGUAUUGGACACGCGUGUGGACACAACCUGAUAGCUGAGGUUGGAGCUGCUGCGGCUCUGGGGCUCAAAGCUGUGCUGGAAAACACGCACAGUGAGCUUCCUGUCCAGGUGCAGGUGACAGUGUUGGGGACUCCAGCCGAGGAGGAUGGUGGAGGUAAAAUAGACUUGAUAAGGGAGGGAGCCUUUGAAAACAUGGAUGUGGUGUUCAUGGCCCACCCCCUGGGGGAUGACGCUCCAUAUCUCCCACAUGUGGCUGAACAUGAUGUAACUAUAAAGUAUCGAGGUAAGGCGUCUCAUGCCUCAGCCUACCCCUGGGAGGGAAUCAAUGCGUUGGAUGCAGCGGUGCUGUGCUACAACAACCUGUCUGUGCUCAGACAGCAGAUGAAGCCAGACUGGAGAGUUCAUGGUAUCAUAAAGCAUGGUGGAGAGAAACCAAACAUCAUCCCUGCCUACACUGAGCUGGAGUACUACCUGAGAACCCCCUCACGUGCUGAGCUUUCUGUCCUGAAGGCAAAAGCUGAGAUGUGUUUUAGAUCAGCUGCUGUGGCCACUGGCUGUGAGGUUGAAGUGGAGUAUGCAAGAAAUGCUUUUGACAACUUAUUGCGAAAUACAACACUGGAAGAUUUGUAUGAGAACAAUGGGAAAGCUCUGGGGAUGGAAUUCACCACAGAUGAAGAAGUCCUCAACAAUGCUUCUGGCUCCACAGACUUUGGCAACGUGUCGUUUGUAGUUCCUGGUAUCCAUCCAUACUUCUACAUUGGUUCCAAGGCCCUGUGCCACACAGCGGAAUACACUGUGGCCUCUGGUGAUGACAGAGCUCAGUUCUACACCCUGAGGACUGCCAAGGCUCUGGCCAUGACGGCCCUGGAUGUGCUGCUGCAUCCAGAGCUGCUGCAGAGGGUGAAGCAGGAGUUCACUGAGGCCACACUGAAGGAGGACAGGACGCUGACGGGGGAGCACACAGAGCAGACUGCAAAACACUGAUGAUGCAGGCUGACCAUCUCUGAGCUCCCUGCUCACUGACUGCACAGCAGGCUCAGAGAAACUUGUACUUGUUGUUACAUGCAGCGUCCAGGAACGUUGAAUAAUCUGCUACCUUUGAACUCUUUUCUUACCAAAUAAAAUUAAUCCAAAGCAAAGAAAUGUUUACAAGUUGAUUUGUUUUAAUAUUGAACAUAUAUUUGAUUGUGAGGUAUUGUGGAGGCACAUGGAUGACUCAAAAUGCAGGAAUGGGUUUUUUCAGAAAAUGUAUACAUUUUGUUGCCGUGUUUCAAUUUUUUCACUGGCACUGGUUUUUCUAUGUAAAGAAAAACAGUGGAUUGGUGCUCACACUGCUUGUGUGUUGCAAGCAGGUAUAUUAUCAUUCCAAUGAUGCUAGGGAGAAAAUGUGAUGUAACGUGCCUUUUUAAGUGCUUUAUCCAGUGAUGGAAGAAGUAUAAAAAUCAUUUACCUAAAGGUAAACUAUGCAGGAUUUAAAAAAACAAACAAACAAUAAAUAGACUCUAAGUAAUGCCUCUCAGUCAUUAUAUGACCCAUGAGCAGUGUAUGGUGGUGUCUGUAUCUGCAGAGAGAGUUUCCUUAUUUUCUCCAUAAAGAGUGUGACCAGCCAUGUCUCUCGUCGGCACUGUGGAUGCGGGCUGCAGGUCUGUGUGUCUGACACGGGGCGAGGUGUUUAUCUGUUCUUUAGAAUGUAACCUCUGUGAAACAAUCAGAUACAAUGUUUUAUUUCAUUCACUGCUUUGUUCUCGUUAACGACUGUCCCUCUCGUCAUUCACCGUCUAGCUUGCUUUACCACUGUCUCAUUGAGUUUGAAUGUUGUGGUUGAAAAGAAUUCUGCAUAGUGUGUCUUUAAAAAGGAAGUUUUAGAAACAUAUUUCCCACUUUAGUGCUUCACAUGCUGUCUAUUGGGUACUUUAUGUUGAAUGUUUUAAUUGGUACCUGUGAUGUAGCAAAAGAUACCCUGUAUAUGUUUUC